CCGGCGACCGCCGCCACCGCUGGCGCCACUGUCAAGAGCUCGGACCAGCCAGUCUGCCAUCUAGAAAAGUGCGCAAAACCCCACUUCUGGGAACCUAAAUGGAGUGAUGUCAAGGUUUCUCGGGACGUGAAAUUGAGAGUGAAAAGCAUGGCAGAUGAACAAGAAAUCAUGUGCAAAUUGGAAAGCAUUAAAGAGAUUAGAAACAAGACCCUGCAGAUGGAAAAGAUCAAGGCCCGUUUGAAGGCUGAGUUUGAGGCACUUGAAUCAGAGGAGAGGCACCUGAAAGAAUAUAAGCAGGAGAUGGACCUCCUGUUACAGGAGAAGAUGGCUCAUGUGGAGGAACUCAGACUGAUCCAUGCUGACAUCAAUGUGAUGGAAAACACUAUCAAACAAUCUGAGAAUGACCUAAACAAGCUGCUAGAGUCUACCCGGCGCCUGCAUGAUGAAUAUAAGCCACUGAAGGAGCAUGUGGAUGCCCUACGCAUGACUCUGGGCCUGCAGAGGCUCCCUGACUUGUGUGAAGAGGAGGAGAAGCUCUCCUUGGAUUACUUUGAGAAGCAGAAAGCAGAAUGGCAGACAGAGCCUCAGGAGCCCCCCAUCCCUGAGUCCCUAGCCGCUGCAGCUGCUGCUGCCCAACAACUUCAAGUGGCUAGGAAGCAGGACACUCGGCAGACGGCUACCUUCAGGCAACAGCCUCCACCUAUGAAGGCCUGCUUGUCAUGUCAUCAGCAAAUUCACCGGAAUGCACCUAUAUGCCCUCUGUGCAAAGCCAAGAGUCGGUCCCGAAACCCCAAAAAGCCUAAGCGGAAGCAGGAUGAAUGAAGAGGGGGAAAACAUGUGAAGCUGUGCUGAUCAUAACCCCUCCCUUUGGCCAGAGUGAUAGAUGUCCUGAUGUGAAAACACCUUUCCCCACCCCCACUGUCUCCUAUUUAAUGUGACAGAAGCACAACCCCUCUCUCACUUUACUUAUUUCUUUUUGCUCUUGGCAUUUCUGGUUUAGGAAGAGAUGUGGUUCAGGUGCUAAUGACUGUGUCUCAUGAUCCCUUCUCUCUCACCCACAUUUACACUGCUGCCCUUAUUUGGAGCUAAGGGGAGGGCAAGGAGCCCAGAUGUAAUUCUCUGUCUCAUGUGCCUGAGGCCUGGAAUCUGAGGAGAUGUAGGUUCUGAGGGCUGGAGUAGGCCUGUAUUUUGUUUCAGGAAAAUGCUCCAAUCUUUCUCUUCCCUGUACUUUUUUGCCUUAGGUUUUGAAGGGACAACAGUCUUCUUGCUGGGCUUCCUAACAGGCUAUAUGCAUAUAUCCUACCCUCAUCCUUAAGGCCUAGAGGUAGAUUGGACAAGACUUCCUUUAUAUAUUCAUUUGUGAGGCCUAGCUGUUAUUCUAUAGCUCGUCCCACUCACUUAUAUAUACUAAAUGUCUCAGGUACCAGGCCAUGUCUGGGUAUCCUGAGAUCUAUGGGUCUUUCCUCCAUACCUCCAGUCUUUGAAAAUCAGUAGACGUUUGCCACAGUGAAUUUAGGGAGCCAUACCUACUCUAUAAGUCUUACUUAACUCACUGCUUAAAACCCUGGGGCUGAGGCCUCUGCUAUAGAGGCUGCCUUAGGCUGAGGAACCCCAGGUUGACAUUUAGAUUGGCUUCUGUUCAAAACUAUUACUCUGGCACCAGUUUGAUGGUGUUUCAUUGAGAGGAGAGGAGUGGAUUUAGAUUCAAUUGAGUGUCAAUCACUUUACACAUGCACAUUGGUAGGGCUUCCCUUCCAUUCAUCUCUCCCUCUCCUGGAUCUGUCCAUUUCCAUAAAGCAGCCUCAGCUCAGGACAGCUUCUAGCCACCCUUUUCCUAUGGACUGUAUGGGUGGCCUUUCUUCCUAAAAGAAAUGGCACUGAGCUCCCAAGCCCCAACAGCUCUUCUCUCCACCAAAGCUAUGUCUCCUUGUUAAGUCACUCUUGGAUUUAAUGAAGGCAGCUGGGGGCUGGCUAACUGAAAAAAGUUUUAGCCUUGGGUCUCAGUCCCUGGCUAUGGAGGGGGAAUAUUUUUCCUUCUUUCUUUAACUGUAGUUUUCUUGCCACAGUGUAUGUGUUAAUAAUAUAAAACUUUCCUCUGCUCUUUGAAAGUAAGAGUGUUGUCGUACAAAUUCUUUUAAAUAAACAUUCGUUCAUUGGAGUAAA
Ictidomys tridecemlineatus (thirteen-lined ground squirrel) is the source of this 2163-nucleotide messenger RNA. It is a transcript of the gene Zc4h2, whose product is annotated as zinc finger C4H2-type containing. NCBI's taxonomy places the organism in Eukaryota, Metazoa, Chordata, Mammalia, Rodentia, Sciuridae. Gene Ontology annotation, cellular component: nucleus. Gene Ontology annotation, biological process: positive regulation of neuron differentiation. The record is from RefSeq and is a predicted model, not a curated record.